Messenger RNA from Neohortaea acidophila, 1225 nucleotides. RefSeq names its product HAD-like domain-containing protein. The coding region runs from base 284 to 1099 and encodes 271 amino acids. NCBI's taxonomy places the organism in Eukaryota, Fungi, Ascomycota, Dothideomycetes, Mycosphaerellales, Teratosphaeriaceae. The transcript has 3 exons. The record is from RefSeq and is a predicted model, not a curated record. Gene Ontology annotation, molecular function: hydrolase activity, acting on halide bonds, in C-halide compounds.
CUGCACCGUCUUGGAGUCAUACUCCAGGCAACUCUCUCCCCAAUCGGCCAGCCCGUGACUGCAUAGAGGCGGCACAUUCUCCUUUUGCGUGAUAUCCAUCCAUCCAUCCAGACAGGGAAGUCGUAGCGCCGAUGACGGCACAGCCGAGAUCUCCACCACGCCUUCUUUCCACAGACAAUGUAAGGCGUGAAGCAGCGAAUACAUUUCAUUACUUGAUACGUGAUUGAAGUGGACUUAUGUUUCCAUCCUGAUAUUUCAUCAUUUCAAUUGACCGACCUUCAACAUGGGCCUCAACCCCAAUACCCGCGCGCUUUUCUUCGACGUCUUUGGGACUUGUGUGGACUGGAGGAAGUCGGUCACUGAUGAGCUGGCAAGGAGUGCGGAGGAGGCAUUGAACUCCUCGAGGGCUUCUUCCAUCAGUAGUCCAGUUCGGGAGGCGGCAAAGGCUAAGUGGGGUGAAUUAGCACAAGAAUGGCGAAACGGGUACCUCAAAUUCACCCGCGCCCUUGCAACAGGCACAAUCAAAGGCUGGAAAACAGUCGACGAGCACCACCUGGAAUCGCUGCACGAAAUCCUCGCCGCCCACGGCCUCAUCGCCCUCCAACACGACGGCAAAACCGCAGACGACACCGCCUCCCUCUGGACAGAACAGCAACUCCAAGAGCUCAACCUCAUCUGGCACCGCCUGGCCCCCUGGCCCGACACGUGCGCCGGCCUGCACGAGCUCAACCGCAACUACGCCACCUGCACCCUCAGCAACGGCAACGUCUCCCUGCUCAAAGACAUGGUGGCGAACGGCAGCAUGCCCUUUACCCACGUCUACUCGGCCGAGAUGUUCCAGUCGUACAAGCCGGAUCCGAAGGUGUAUCUGGGGGCAGCGGAGAAGAUGGGGGUGAAGCCGGAGGAGUGUGCGCUCGUUGCGGCGCACUUGGAUGAUCUGAAGGCGGCGAAGAAGUGUGGGUUUGGGGCGGUUUAUGUGGAGAGGGCGAGGGAGGAGAGGCAUUUGGAGAUGAGGGAGGAGGGCAUUCCGGAUGUGUGGGUGAAGGAGGAGGAGGAGGGGUUUGUGAGGGUUGCGCAGGUGUUGAGGGGGGAGAAGUGAUUGCCUUACCUUUGUUGAUACUACACCGUCUUGAAGAGCGAUGAUGAGCAUUUGUGCUGUGCGAGUUGUGCAUUUGUUAAGUCCAUGUCGCGUAUGAGAGGUGGCGCGGGUGAAGCGAUGUCGGCU